AUGACGAUCAACAAAGUCCUAGGUCAAUCACUCGAUUGUGUUGGCGUCGAUCUCUCCCUGCAUCCCGUCUUCACUCAUGGCACGACCGCCGGAUCUCUCCCUGCAUCCCGAAUCCGCCCACGACCGCCGAGCUCGCUAACCUGCUGGCGUCGGGGCUGGACGUCAUUUUUCAAUUUGGCAAGGCCGGCGUCUUCAUUCGCAAUAUAA
This is a messenger RNA of Microbotryum saponariae, 207 nucleotides long. Lineage: Eukaryota; Fungi; Basidiomycota; Microbotryomycetes; Microbotryales; Microbotryaceae. The record is from the annotation of a GenBank genome assembly.